GCUUCCCAUCCCUAUUGCUCCCACGAAAGCCUCCUGCCUCCACAAACAUUUCAGUUGCAGAAGGUGGACCCCAAGGCCUCCUCUGUGAAUGGCAGAGUAGGGAGUGAAGUGGAUCUGAGUUCCCAGAGCAGCACUCACUGUCCUGAGCUGAAUUGGUCAGCAAUCCUCCUCUCCCCACCUCCUGAUCUUCACCACCACAGGCAAUCUCUGAAGAGGACCCCAUCCUGCCCCAAGCAAUCCAAAUGGCCUUCUGCCAAAUCCCCCACGGGAGUCUGCAGAUCCUUUGUGGGUGAUUUGGAGAGAUUUGUUGUUUUUAGAGUCCAUGGAGCUAUUCUAAUGAACUACAGUUUGCUCCCUGCCGGGCCAAAACUGACCCCAAAUGCCUUUCCGCUAGGUCCACGUCCCCACGUAGGAGAGGUGAUGGAGUUCUACUUGGAGAUCGACCCUGUCACCUUGAACCUGAUCAUCUUAGUUGUGAGCUAUGUCAUCCUGCUCCUGGUGUUCCUCAUCUCCUGUGUGCUCUAUGACUGCCGAGGCAAGGACCCCAGUAAGGAGUAUGCUCCCGAGGCCACCGCGGACGCCCCGCCCUCCAUACGCCUGGUGAUGAUGCCACAGAGCACUCCUGGGGCCCCCUGGGCCAGGGGGCCUGGCCUUCAUAUGAAAGAUCCUGCCCCACUGGGGAAGAAAAGCACCAUGGUGUGAGCUGGAUAUGGGACACUGGGGAGAGACCACUGGACCCUGGGGAGAGACCCCUGGACUUGCAAGAGAGGACCAACUCUUGCCUAUAGUGGCUCCAGUUCUCCCAGCACGUGGGUCCUGCUUGGCUAAGGAAGCUGGACGUCUGUCUUACUUUCUGCUUUCUGGUCCCCCCUCUUUGUAGAUAAAGCAACUGUUUAAGGUAA
Molecule: messenger RNA, 902 nt
Organism: Marmota flaviventris (yellow-bellied marmot)
Lineage: Eukaryota; Metazoa; Chordata; Mammalia; Rodentia; Sciuridae
Source: RefSeq, a predicted model, not a curated record